AACAGCAGCACAGUGAGCUGCCUGAGAACCUCUCCUCUGGCCCCUCUGAAUCCAGGCAGGAUCUGGUGCAGUAAGAGACUCUCCCAGCCCAGCAAGGAGCCCGGGAUGUUCCUGAAGGCUGUGGUCCUGAGCCUGGCCCUGGUGGCUGUCACCGGAGCCCAGGCGGAGGUCAAUGCCGACCAGGUGGCCACUGUGAUUUGGGACUACUUCAGCCAGCUGGGCAACAAUGCCAAGAAGGCGGUAGAACAUAUCCAGAAGUCUGAGCUCACCCAGCAGCUCAACACCCUCUUCCAAGAUAAACUUGGGGAAGUGAGCACCUACACGGACGACCUGCAGAAGAAGCUGGUGCCCUUUGCCACGGAACUGCAUGAACGGCUGACCAAGGACUCCGAGAAGCUGAGGGAGGAGAUUCGGCAGGAGCUGGAGGAGCUGCGGGCCCGGCUGCUGCCCCACGCCAACGAGGUGAGCCAGAAGAUCGGGGACAACGUGCGCGAGCUGCAGCAGCGCUUGGGGCCAUACGCGGAGGAGCUGCGCACCCAGGUCGACACCCAGGCGCAGCAGCUACGGCGCCAGCUGACGGUCUACGCGCAGCGCAUGGAGACGGUGAUGCGGCAGAACAUGGACCAGCUGCAGGCCUCGGUGGCGCCCUACGCCGAGGAGCUCCAGGCCACGGUCGACCAGCGAGUGGAGGAGCUCAAGGGGCGCCUGACGCCCUACGCGGACCAGCUCCAGGCCAAGAUCGAUGAGAACGUGGAGGAACUGCGCCGCAGCCUGGCCCCUUAUGCUCAGGACGUCCAGGGGAAGCUCAACCACCAGCUGGAGGGCCUGGCCUUUCAGAUGAAGAAGCAUGCCGAGGAGCUGAAGGCCAAGAUCUCGGCCAAAGCCGAGGAGCUGCGGCAGAGGCUGGUGCCCGUGGUCAGCAGCGUGCGUGGCAGUCAGCCGGGCAAUGCCGAGGGCCUGCAGAAGUCGCUGGCCGAGCUCAGCAGCCACCUGGAGCAGCAGGUGGAGGACUUCCGCCGCACGGUGGGGCCCUACGGCGAGACCUUCAACAGAGCCAUGGUGCAGCAGCUGGACGCGCUCAGGCAGAAGCUGGGCCCCCUGGCGGGGGACGUGGAAGAUCACCUGAGUUUCCUGGAGAAGGAUCUGAGGGACAAGGUCAGCAGCUUCUUCAACACCCUCAAGGAGAAAGAGAGCCAGGCCCCCGCCCUCCCCGCGCAGGAGGAUACGCCCGCCCCUCUGGGGGGCUGAGUUGCCCCUGGUGCCCCCGCCCCACCACCGACACCUGCCCUGCCCUGCCCCCUGUCUGUCUGUCUGUCCCAAAGCAGUUCUUGUACAGACCUGUGGAUACAUGUCCAGUGGAAAGGGACGCUACGUCUCGCUUCUCAAUAAAGCUGCUGAGAAACUA
Odocoileus virginianus texanus is the source of this 1405-nucleotide messenger RNA. It is a transcript of the gene APOA4, whose product is annotated as apolipoprotein A4. Gene Ontology annotation, biological process: regulation of intestinal cholesterol absorption; lipoprotein metabolic process; phospholipid efflux. Gene Ontology annotation, cellular component: chylomicron; high-density lipoprotein particle; blood microparticle. Gene Ontology annotation, molecular function: phosphatidylcholine-sterol O-acyltransferase activator activity; phosphatidylcholine binding. Lineage: Eukaryota; Metazoa; Chordata; Mammalia; Artiodactyla; Cervidae. The record is from RefSeq and is a predicted model, not a curated record.